This is a messenger RNA of Cheilinus undulatus (humphead wrasse), 965 nucleotides long. It is a transcript of the gene ecm1a, whose product is annotated as extracellular matrix protein 1a. The record is from RefSeq and is a predicted model, not a curated record. The coding region runs from base 76 to 609 and encodes 177 amino acids. The transcript is spliced from 3 exons. Gene Ontology annotation, cellular component: extracellular region. Lineage: Eukaryota; Metazoa; Chordata; Actinopteri; Labriformes; Labridae. Gene Ontology annotation, biological process: signal transduction; regulation of bone mineralization.
CAUAAAAGCUGAUUGCUCUCAACCAUAAAACAUCAUUUUGUUGGAGAGAAAUCUGCCUUUUGGAAGCACACAUCAAUGGUCUCGAUGGGCGGCCUCGCAGGAUUUUUGCUGCUUGCUCUGCUGGCUCUUCAUGGUAUAGCUGUUGGAGAGUCCCAAAGAAACUCUCUCAAUGAGCCUGACGUCCCCUUCCCGCCUGCCUGCCCCACCCCUCACAACCUGGCUGCCAUCUGCCAUUAUGGUCAAGGUCGUCCCAGAUACCUGGCCAGCUUCUUCUCAGGCUCUGGGUCCAGCCACUUCCGUCGCCGUGGAAAUGCCAUCAACCGUCUAGAGUCGUGGUACAGUUUGUGCUGCAGUGGACAGGUAGCCCAGGACAGCAGCCAGAUCCUCUGCUGUGCCACACAGGCUUGGAAGCAGGCCCUGUCUCAGUUCUGCGUUGAGGAAUACUCCACUAUGACUCUCGCAUAUGAGUGCUGUGAGGACAGAGGAGACGCACGCUGGUCAUGCUUCAACAGCGAGCUCCCAAACCCAAACUACAGCCCCACACCUGGGUACACUGCACCUGAAGUCCCCCUGCAACCAGGAUUUACUUUUAAUGCAAAUGCUUGCUAAAGGUGAAAAGGCUUUGUAAGAAUUUUAAAUGAUGAAAGAAAUGUAUCUGUUGUUUUCAGGAAUGACAUUGGCUUGAUAUUCUCAGAUAUAAAAGAUAAACAAUAUGAAGCUGAGCUGAUUACUGACAGAUGCAAAGAGGGUGAGGGAUAGUAGUUGAUUUUUUGCCACAUACAGAUGACAGCAGCUGAAGUUGGUUAACAUGUUGGGUGUGCUUUAACCAGGCAUUCUGGUUCUGGAUGAAAUGAAACCCAUUAUUAAGUUGCAAUAGUUUUCUGAUAUAACCCAAAUACACUUUGCACAAAGUGGUUUCUGUAGAGUUCUUUGUUUGAAAAAUAAAAGAUAGAAUAAAGACAUAA